Leopardus geoffroyi (Geoffroy's cat) is the source of this 2487-nucleotide messenger RNA. Its product is annotated as neuroblastoma breakpoint family member 6-like. The record is from RefSeq and is a predicted model, not a curated record. The transcript is spliced from 13 exons. The coding region runs from base 71 to 2050 and encodes 659 amino acids. NCBI's taxonomy places the organism in Eukaryota, Metazoa, Chordata, Mammalia, Carnivora, Felidae.
AAAGAAUUCCUGUAUCCUCGCCCCUCAGUCCUGAUUGAACCUACUUGAUGUCACUUGUUUUUAACCCGUCAUGUGUUUGGUGUCUUCUCCCCAGUCCCCAGCUCUACCUCUUCUGCCACAUGUCACCAUGGCAGCACCUCUUGACCCGGUGUCUGAUCCAGGGACAGAAAUGAGCCUCCUGGAACUCAACCAGGAGCUUCAAUCCAAGCUGGAAGCAAGCCAGCAGGACUUCCGAGACCUCAGAGAGAAAUUCCUUGUAUCCGAAGCUACUGCCUACUCCCUGGCCAACCAGCUGCAGAAAUAUAAGUGUGAAGAGUUGAAAGACAUCAUCGAAUCCGUGCUGGGGGAGACGCUGCAGUGUAAGCAGGGGAAGUUGGCAGAGACCUUGACCGAGAAGCUCAGGCAAUAUCAUAUCCUGAUUAAAGCUCAGGCUGAAGAGCUGACCCAGUUGUGGCAGAAGUUACGGGAAGGGAGAGAAGUUUCUGAGCCAGUCGAUCAGCACCUCAAGGACCUCCUCACCCACGAUGACCCCGAGCGUCCCCAAGGCCAGGGCUUCCAGGAGCAAGUGGCCGAGAGACACAGGCUGGCAGAGUGCCUUGCCCGCCAGCUCAGCCCCGAAGAUGAGGAGGAAGAGGAGGAGGAGCAGGAGGACGAACAAGCAGAAGAAUCCCUCACCACCAGCAUGGAGCUUCCGGAAGCUGAAAAGAAGGAAGUCCUCCAGGACACGCUGAAUGAAUGUGUUUUGACUCCUUCCAUUGGCCAAGGAGGGCGUGACUGCUACCAGCCUUACAGGGAUGGCACGUUCCCAUCGGAUAAACAGGAAAUCGGCUCCGCUCUGGAUGUAGCCUGUGAAUGCUCCCAUUCCAAAGGGGAUGAAACUCCACCCGGGUCCCCAGACAACCAAAUGGGUCACGAGGGGCUGAAAGGGCGAGAGUCAGAUGCCCCCAGGCUCAGUAGACAGCUGCUAGAGGUGGUGGAGGAGGAAAUCCCAUGGGACUCUCUGGAUGAACGCUACUGGACAUAUUCGGUUCUUCCUGACCUGUCUGACUCCUACUGGCCUUACAGGAGCACCGCCAUCUUCUUCCCUGAGGAACUGGAAGUCUCUUAUGCUCUGGAAAUGGCCAAAAAUCAGACCCAUCAAGAGGAGGAACGAGACCAAGACCUGACAUGCGCCAGACCUCCCCUCCCCACCAGGCUCGACAGGGAGCUGCCGGAGAGUGCAGAGCAGGAUGUCCAACAGGACUCACUGGAUGAACGCUAUUUGACUUACUCAGCUCUUCCUGACCCAUCUGAUUCCCCCUGGACCCACAGGAGGGCCAACAUCAACUCAUAUGAGGAUCUGGAUGUCUGUCCUGCUCUGGAAGUAGCUAACAAUCAUGCUGAUCUUUGCGAUGAAGAAGACCAGGACCCGACAUGCCCCAGCAACACCAGGCUCUGCAGGGAGCUGCCAGUGGCCCCAGAGGAUGAAGUCCCACAGGACUCAGUGGGGGAAUGUAAUUUGACUCCUUCCGUUGGCCAUGACCUGUCAGACACCUAUAGGCCUUAUAGGAGUGCCUCAUUCACCUUUGAUAAACAGGAAGUCUUCUUGGGCGUGGAUGUAGAUGCCCCGAUGCAGGUGCCCGGUCCCCAAGGGCCAUCGAGUGGAAACUUGACUUUCCCAAGGCCGGAGGUGCAAGCUUCACGAGCACCGCCACAGUCAAAUACCCAGGUGGCCAAUUCUGUGCCAGGGCAGCCGGACCAGCAGUUGGCUUGUGGUGACUGCAGAGCCAGGCUCCGCCCCUCCCCCGCCAUCAGGACACUGGCAGCCAUGAUGGUUUCUGGGAGCCAACGGCCGCUCUUCCAAGAGCAGGGUUUGGAAGCUUCCAUGGGUGUGAAGAACCCUCCCAAGCUGGAGGGUGACGCUGCUGAGGGCUCGGUGACCAACCAGUGUGCAGGUCAAGUCUUUGGCCACGUUAAUGCCCUGGGUGUGAUGAAACAGAAGAUGAUCAAGAGAAAAGUGCAGUUCGGCGAGGGCAGACUCGCGUGCAGAUUCCGUGGCCUUCAAGCAUAGGGCACAGAGGUAAUGGCGUCCGUGGCUCUUGGAGUAUGGAUUCCUAUUGCUCUGUUAGAUUAUAGCUCCGCCCACACCCCAAACUGUUUUUCUCUUCCUCGUUUGGUCCCUCUGCCAGCUGCCGCUGCCUCUGUCUGGUCCUGCCUCUGACUGGUCCUGCCUGUGUCUGGUCCUGCCUCUGUUUGCCACGGGUACUGCCACCCUGGGGGCCCUCCCAUCUCCAUCAGCUGUGGCAUGUGAGCUGUGCUGUGUCCCCACGGGGGCUGUCCUGGGAUUCCCUCUCCCAUGUCCUCACGGCCGCGGGGAAUUAGGCCCCACGGCCCCCCUCAGCAGACCAGCAUCAUUUACACGUGUCGCCAAACACAUGGCACUUUGGCACAAGGCACACACUUUUGUGGCUUCUUUGACUUCCUUCCUUGCUUCUCCAGCUCCAUGAC